AUGGAUUUAUAAUGCUUAGGUUCUGCUUUAGCAAAUUGCACUAAUCUCUAAAAAUUGAUACUUGAUCUUAAUUAGAAUAAAAUUAGUGAUUCAGGUGCAUCAGGCUUAGGUUCUGCUUUAGCAAAAACUAAUAUCUCAAAUUUGAGACUUUAUCUUUGUUUUAAUUAAAUUGGCGGUUAAGGUGCAUCAGGCUUAGGUUCUGCUUUAGCAAAUUGCACUAAUCUCUCAAAUUUGGCACUUUUACUAUUUAAGAAUUAAAUUGAUGGUUAAGGUGCAUCCAACUUAGGCUCUGCUUUAGCAAAUUGCAUCAAUCUCUCAAAUUUGACACUUGAUCUUAGUAACAAUAAAAUUGAUGCAAUUGGUGCAUCAGGUUUAGGCUCUGCUUUAAAAAGUACUAAUAUCUCAAAUUUGACACUUAUUCUUUGUAACAAUUAAAUUGGUGACUAAGGUGCAUCAGGUUUAGGUUCUGCUUUAGCAAAUUUCACUAAUCUCUCAAAUUUGAAACUUGAUCUUUAUAACAAUUAAAUUGGUGAUUAAGGUGUAUCAGGUUUAGGUUAAGCUUUAACUAAUUGCACUAAUCUCUCAAAUUUGGAACUUGAUCUUAGUUAGAACUAAAUUACUCAAAUCGGUGCAUCAGGCUUAGGUUUUGCUUUAGCAAAUUGCACUAAUCUCUCAAAUUUGAUACUUAAUUUUGGUAAAAUUGGUGAUUAAAGUGUAUCAGGAUUAGGUUCUGCUUUAGCAAAUUGCACUAAUCUCUCAAAUCUGACACUUAAUCUUACUUAUAAUUAAAUUGGUGAUCAAAGUGUAUAAGAUUUAGGUUCUGCCUUAGCACAUUGCACUAAUCUCUAAAAUUUGAUGCUUAAUCUUGAUUUCAAUAAAAUUGGUGCUAUCGGUGGAUAAGGCUUAGGUUCUGCUUUAGUAAAUUGCACUAAUCUCUCAAAUUUGACACUUUUCCUACAUGGAAAUUUAAUCAAUUAAUCAUAAAAAUUGAAAGUAAAAAGCAAGUAUCUAAAAUCAAAAAGAUUAGUUGAUUUAAGUAUAUGUUACUGA
Tetrahymena thermophila SB210 is the source of this 1050-nucleotide messenger RNA. RefSeq names its product cyclic nucleotide-binding domain protein. The record is from RefSeq and is a predicted model, not a curated record. Lineage: Eukaryota; Ciliophora; Oligohymenophorea; Hymenostomatida; Tetrahymenidae. The transcript is spliced from 12 exons. Gene Ontology annotation, molecular function: GTPase activator activity; small GTPase binding. Gene Ontology annotation, biological process: nucleocytoplasmic transport; activation of GTPase activity. Gene Ontology annotation, cellular component: nucleus; cytosol; perinuclear region of cytoplasm.